Molecule: messenger RNA, 480 nt
Organism: Iphiclides podalirius (scarce swallowtail)
Lineage: Eukaryota; Metazoa; Arthropoda; Insecta; Lepidoptera; Papilionidae
Source: the annotation of a GenBank genome assembly
AUGUAUCGGCUAGGUGUGUGUUUGGUCCUGAUAGCGGCGGACAGUUGCGGCGCGCGUUUGUUCUGCGAGAAGAGCAAGGCGCCGCUGGAGGUGGGCACCUGGGCGAGUGGCCUGAGGCACCUGGACUCGGCGGUCGUCGAGAACGGUGCGGUGUCCGUGCGAGAGGGACAGGUGUACGUUUACGAGAACUCCUUCCCCGGCCACGUGAUAAGAUACCUCCACGUGGACAACGUCGCGAUAAGGUCAUGCGGCGCCAGCGCCGUAGUCAAAAAGGGCGGCGUGGGCGCCUCCUCGGUUCUGAUAGUCCUGCACGCGGCCGCCAACGAGGAGAUCCGCUCGGUCGUCGACAUCUGGGGCUCGAGAGGCCAAGACGCGGGCGCACCAUCAGCGCCGAGCGAGGGCCCCAACAACAUGAAGUCCAUAUACUUGUACGGGGAUUUUCGCGCGAUUAACCAUAAUAAGGGGUUCAAAGUCUCUGUA